UCACUGCUGGAGUCACAGUUUCGUUUGUAUCCGUGCAGUUAGGAAUAACGGGACCGCUGCGGCGUCCAGUGCCAAAUUGCAGGCAACCGGCGACAUGGGUCUGAUUAAAUUUAUAAGUGCGAUCAUUACUAGAGCGCUUUUUAUCCUGAUUGCUCUCAUCGGUGUGUGGAGAGUGACUCGGGUGAAGGAACAUGACUUUUACUGGUUGCUAACUUUCCUCUUUUUGCCGCUUGUUCUGGAAAUGAUAAUAACCCUGAGGAGGAGGAAAGGAAAGGAUUACAAAUGGUUUUCCCCACCCAUCUUUCUGUUUCUCAUUAGUAUCAUUCCCUCCAUGUGGCUCCUGGAGCUCCAUCACCAGCAGAAUAAGAACAGCGAACCUCAGUGUCAAAAGCUUGAUUCUUUGGAUCUGUACAACCUCAUUCAAAACAAGACCUCCAGAAACCUCACGAUCACGGAUUCCCUGAAGGAUAUUGGCAAUUUUUUCUCUGCUGUUUGUGCGAAUGACUGGAUCCUGGCUCUCCAUCAGAUCCUGCUCAUCCUGCUCAUUGUGGGGAAGUGGCUCCUGCCCUUGGGAGGCGGGGUCACAAGAGAUGAGUUGUCUCAACUUCUUCUAAUCUUUGUUGGCACUGCAGCAGACAUCCUGGAAUUUACUAGUGAGACACUAUCAGAUAUCAAAGAUAACAAUGAUAUGCUGGUCUAUGUCAUCUUAGGUGUAUGGACCUGGAGUAUGUUGCAAUUUCCACUUCAUCUAGCAGUGGUGAACUCCACACCUGGCAGAGAGGCUGAUCAGGGUGCACAGGAGUCUCUCUUGACUAAGCACAGCACUGACAUAUGGAACAUCAUUCAGGCGCUGUUUAUCCAGGACGGCCCUUUUCUGUGUGUCAGGCUCACUGUGAUGGCCUGCUUCAAAGUCUUCCACCAGAUGCUUGUCUUUUUUGCCAUCAAGAACUUCCUAGUGGUUGCACUGAACUUGUACAGGUUUGUUGUUAUAUGUCAGGACUUCAGAACCUCCAGUGACAAUGAUGCCGGGGGCACCGCCAUCCCAUGACUUUGAUGCAUAAACAACAAGUGUAAACGGAGGUCUGGGAGGAUUUUACACCAAACUUUUUAAAGAUUUUUCAGUUAAAAAGAAAACUACACCUGGAGCAGGAAAAUAAAAAGAAUUUAAUGCUCUCUGCUUUCUUCACACACUUCUACUGUGUGAAAUACAGAAUUCAGAAAACUCGGAUAUGCUGAGCAGCUAAGUUCAGAGACUCAACUGCUUAGCAUCCAGUUCAGCCUAUGAAAAUCUCUGUCAACUCAUUCAUGUAGUACUUAUAUCCGGUUAUGAAUACAUGAUCUAAAUGUUAGUUUCAACUAUGCACGGUAUAAACUGGUUUGUUUGUUUGUUUGUUUGUUUGUUUGUUUGUUUGUUUGUUUGUUUGUUUGUUUGUUUGUUUGUUUGUUUGUUUGAAUGAAUGACUUACGUGACCAACAGCACCAGGGACACAGCAAAACAAGGAAACAGAGCAGAACAGGAAAAAGGUGUGGCGGUCACAAUAAUAAAUAUCUCCAUAUAAGAAAAUAGUGCAAAUCUACAACACUAAGCCUGUCAACACUCCACAAUGCCUUAAAGUAGCUCCAGUGCCUCUGCUUAUCAGUGCAGCAUAAAAUAACUGAAGUCCCAGACUUUCAGGUAAGACUUUUGUGCUUAAUGGCUGAGGGGACAUGAGGUCACCAAGAACAGGAAGAGAAAAAUAGAUGAGAGCAAUGGCUCAGAGGCUAGGAGGUGUUGACAAAAAGCUCGACAGCAUUUUUCCUGUCUUAACGCAGACAGGAUGUUCCGGCUGACUAAAACAAACCCUGAUCCAGCAGCUGGCUGUUAAAGAAAAGAACUUUAGCAGCGUGGAUAAUUAUUCCACACCUUGAUUGAUGGUUAGUUGUACCUCUUGGAUGGUGAUGCUUAAAAAGUAAUUCAUGCCCCCCC
Messenger RNA from Maylandia zebra (zebra mbuna), 1966 nucleotides. Its product is annotated as transmembrane protein 26. The record is from RefSeq and is a predicted model, not a curated record. NCBI's taxonomy places the organism in Eukaryota, Metazoa, Chordata, Actinopteri, Cichliformes, Cichlidae.